CGGGAGGGGGAAGGGAGUUGGGCCCAGGAGGAGGAGGUUGUUCAUUUCCUUGCACUGGAUGACAUCAGAGCCCAGGCUCCUCUCUGCACCAUUUAAAAGGCACAUGCCCAGCGCUGGUCCUUGGAGGGACAGUUGGCUUAUUGUUUGAUGAAUAGAAAGAGGAUGUCCAAACAGGACACUAAGUUGUCUUUGAAUCGCUCCGCUGGGGACUGCUUUCCUUAUUCCAGGAUGCUAGCUCUGAUGGUGGAUUUCCUAACAGAAUUUAUAAAGCACGGCCGACGGAGGUUGGAGAAGGGUCGGCGGAGGAUAGAGAAGACCGUGAGACCCCCCGGUUCCAGGCAGUGUGGGCGGGCCAAGCAGGUAGCCAUUUUAAAAAUGGACGUUCCUUCCAGCAUGGAGGCCGACACUCAGCCUUCAAGCCCCAAUGGAAAUAUCAACCUUGGUCCUUCAGCCAAUCCCAAUGCAAAGCCAACAGAUUUUGACUUCCUAAAAGUGAUUGGCAAAGGGAGCUUUGGAAAGGUUCUUUUGGCAAAACGCAAGUCUGACGGGACGUUUUAUGCUGUGAAAGUCUUGCAGAAGAAAUCUAUCUUGAAGAAGAAAGAGCAAAAUCACAUCAUGGCAGAACGCAACGUACUGCUGAAAAACGUGAAGCACCCUUUCUUGGUGGGACUCCACUACUCCUUUCAGACCUCCGAGAAGCUCUAUUUCGUUUUGGAUUACGUCAAUGGAGGAGAGCUUUUUUUCCACCUGCAACGAGAACGCUGUUUCCUCGAGCCCCGUGCUCGCUUCUAUGCCGCUGAAGUGGCCAGUGCAGUGGGCUACCUGCAUUCCCUGAACAUCAUUUACAGGGACUUGAAGCCAGAGAACAUCCUCUUGGACUCCCAGGGGCACGUGGUAUUGACCGACUUUGGACUCUGCAAAGAAGGAAUGGAGCCAGAAGAAACCACUUCGACCUUCUGUGGCACUCCAGAGUAUUUGGCUCCAGAAGUGUUGCGCAAGCAACCUUAUGACCGGACGGUAGACUGGUGGUGUUUGGGAGCUGUUCUUUAUGAGAUGCUCUUUGGAUUGCCACCCUUCUACAGCCGGGACAUGUCUCAGAUGUACGAGAAUAUCCUGCACCAGCCGCUCCAGAUCCAGGGAGGCAGGACUGUGGCAGCCUGUGACAUCCUCCAAGCACUUCUCCACAAGGAUCAGAAGAGGAGACUUGGAGCCAAAAUGGACUUUCUCGAGAUCAAGAAUCAUGUGUUCUUCAGCCCGAUAAACUGGGAUGACUUGUUUCACAAGAGGCUAACUCCACCUUUCAACCCAAAUGUGGCUGGUCCUGCUGACUUGCGACAUUUUGAUCCGGAGUUCACCCAGGAAGCCGUUUCGAAUUCCAUCGGACGAACCCCAGAUUUAACGGCCAGCAGCUCUGGGACUUCGAGUGCCUUUUUAGGUUUUUCUUACGCUCCCACAGAUGAGAACUUUUUAGAUUGGAAAUAAGUAGCAUAGGUCUUAUUAUUAAAGGUGUUUUCAUUUUGUUUUUUGAAACCCACUUGCAUGUCCAUUUGGAAAAAAGAGAUGCAGUAAGGUAAGCAUAAUCGGAAAGAGAAAGGCCCACCUUCUUGUACUGAAAAAUCAUUUCCCUCCUGUUGAACGAAAUGAUUCCUACACCUUUGGGAGAGGAAGAAAUCCAACUUCUUAGCUGGGUUUUUUCUUUGGGCGUGUAAUGCCAGUGACUAUCUUGUGCAGGAUUAAUGUGGUAAUCCAGGGUCAAAUUAUGUAUGGUCUCUGCACAAUAACUAGGGACCAGCCAUGAAUUUAGGAGCUCAGAAAUGCAAUCACCUUUCGAUUUGUCUUUCCUCCUUUGCAAUUUCCAAAUGGGAUGAUUUUAGUCCUUGAAUCGUAGUGACAAUAGCAAUCUGAAAUUGCAAAAGUAAACCCAACAGAGCAGGUUUGAAGCUGAGUAGGUGUCGCCUGUUAAUGUAAAUUUUGCCCCACUUUUCAUCGUUUCAAAAGACUUAGGUGCAGAAUGGAAAACCUGAUCAGUAUCAUCUUGUGCCUCCAGAAUGUUUUUUUUUUCCAUCAAGAAAUUUAUUGGGCAAUACAUGGUCCAGUGCUCUCGAUUGUCUGCUGAGCUUGAAUUAAAAUAUCCCCCAGAGCAAUAAGGUGGGGAUUAAAAAAAAUGGAACUCUUUUGAAGCAACAUAUAAGACUAAGGUUAGGAAUUCACUUUUAAGCUGUUGGCUUCCACCAUGUCAUUUAGCUGAAAUGG
This is a messenger RNA of Ornithorhynchus anatinus (platypus), 2253 nucleotides long. RefSeq names its product serum/glucocorticoid regulated kinase 2 (gene SGK2). The coding region runs from base 148 to 1482 and encodes 444 amino acids. The transcript has 14 exons. NCBI's taxonomy places the organism in Eukaryota, Metazoa, Chordata, Mammalia, Monotremata, Ornithorhynchidae. The record is from RefSeq and is a predicted model, not a curated record. Gene Ontology annotation, biological process: protein phosphorylation. Gene Ontology annotation, molecular function: protein serine/threonine kinase activity; ATP binding.